Molecule: messenger RNA, 2171 nt
Organism: Ziziphus jujuba (common jujube)
Lineage: Eukaryota; Viridiplantae; Streptophyta; Magnoliopsida; Rosales; Rhamnaceae
Product: protein indeterminate-domain 7
Exons: 3
Coding region: 369-1979 (536 amino acids)
Cellular component (GO): nucleus
Molecular function (GO): DNA-binding transcription factor activity
Source: RefSeq, a predicted model, not a curated record
UUAUUACAAUUUCAAACCCAAAGAAGACUGGUUUUUUGUUCAUCUUAUGCUUUGCAAAAGAAAAAACUGAUCUCUCUUUCUUCUCUCCAUAAACGAAGGAGAAUUUUCUGGGUUUUGUCUUCCUCUAGUAGCAACAAAUCCCAUCUUUUUUUCUGUUUUAUUUAUUUAUUUUUUAUAUAUAUUUCUAGUAAACAAUAUAUCAUCUUUAUUUAUUAUAUCUAGAGCUGGAUAUACAUAUCAGCAAAGAAAAGAGAUAAGGCUAGCGAGAAAGAAACAAAGAGUUUGGAAAGAAAGCAAGAAAGAAAGACAAAAAGUUUUGCCAAAAAAAAAACGAUAUAUAUAUUUUUAUCAUUUUCUUUGCCCCUUCAAUGUCAAUAAUCACAGGUGUUGAUGACGGUGGGAGUUUUUCUUCAGGAAAUAAUACAGGCGGAGAAGAAGUUCAUCAACAGCAAAAGCAAAAGCAAGAGCUACUCAAACACUUCCAUGGCGUCUCAAACUCCAUGUCUUCAUCUACAACUUUUAGUAAUGGCUCCACCACUCAGCAGCUUCAGCCUCCGCCACUUAAAAAGAAAAGAAAUCAACCAGGAACUCCAGAUCCAAGUGCUGAAGUCAUUGCUUUAUCACCACACAGUCUUCUGGCAACAAACAGAUUCGUAUGUGAAAUUUGCAACAAGGGAUUCCAAAGAGACCAAAACCUCCAGCUUCACAGGCGAGGCCACAACCUUCCAUGGAAGCUCCGGCAAAGAAGCAGCACCGACAUCAUCAGAAAGCGGGUCUAUGUCUGCCCCGAACCCUCCUGUGUCCACCACAACCCGGCUCGGGCAUUGGGUGAUCUUACCGGAAUCAAGAAGCAUUUCUGCCGGAAACAUGGCGAGAAGAAAUGGAAAUGUGAAAGAUGCUCGAAGAAAUAUGCUGUCCAAUCCGACUGGAAAGCUCAUUCCAAGAUUUGCGGCACUAGAGAAUACAAGUGCGACUGCGGAACCAUCUUCUCCAGAAGAGAUAGUUUCAUCACCCACAGAGCUUUUUGCGACGCCAUAGCUGAAGAAAACAACAAAGUGAAAGCAAACCAGCAGCAGGGAUUAAUGUCUAACAUAGGACCAAUUUUACAAGGCCAAAUAUGCAAAGAGCUUAUGUCCUCAAUACCUAUCGGCACCAAUCCAUCGACAGAAACAUCUCAUCAAUUCAACCAUUCUGAUAUCAAAACCCCUUUAACUCUUCCACAUCAAGAACUCCUUCAAGUUCCUCACAAACCUUUGAACAUGAACGGUAGCAUGUUCUCUAGAAGUCUGAGCGCGAAUUCGUCGACAAUAUGCGAAGGAAACGAGCACCAUUUUGCCAGCUCCGGCCACUUGUCCGCCACGGCAUUGUUGCAGAAAGCUGCUGAAAUGGGCGCAACGGUAAGUACUAAUAGUGUGAGCUCUCCGGCCACCAUGAACAUGCAGAAGAUGAGGUAUAUUACGAGCAUGGCACCGGCUUCAACCUAUACUAACAAUCAGUCGACAUCCCAAGUGAUGGCAAUGGAGUAUGCAGCAGCAGCUGCUGGGACUUUUGCAAACCAGCAGUUCAUGAAGAAGAACGCGCAAGAGCUUGCCUCACCGUCUCCGCAGUUCUUCAAUGGAAAUGGAAACCAUGGUGGAAUUGGAUUGUUCGAUGGAGUUUUCGACGAAAACAGCGGUUUUAUGAAUAAGAUGGAGGAGAAUAAUGGGAAAAGCAAGAGUGUUUUGCAUGGUGGAGGAGAUUCUAACAUUGUUAAUGGGGUUGGUUCCAAUGGGAGUGAGAAUGUGAUGACUCUGGAUUUCUUGGGGAUUAAUGGAAGAGCUAGAUCAGCAGCAGGAAAUUUUCAUGAGCAAAAACAAAUACAUUUGCAGAAAAAGCAGCAAGAUAUGGGGUUUGGAGGACUUGUUGGUCAUCUGAAUAUGCAGGGUUUAAAUCAGUUUGAGCAACAUACAGGAAUGGAGAAAAACUUGUGGGAGGUUUAAGAGACCCUCUAGCUAGCGAGCUAGCUAGAUAUAUUUUCCCUUUUUUUUUUUUCCGUACUAGUUAAUUUUAAUCAGUUCUCCUUAAUUUACUUUUCUUUUUACAUAUAUGCUUUUGGUUAAAUAAUAACCUUUUUUUUCAUGCAUUUAUCUUUUUCUUUUCCUUCAAUUGUAGUUAAUAAAUAACAUUAGUUA